GCGCUAGUGUUUGUUUAUGAAUUUGCGAAUUUGUGUGCAUGAAUUUUCUUUUCCCCAUUUUUAUUCAAAAUCGCGCUAGAAAAUGGUUGAUAUAAAGAAAUUCACAGAUGUGGAUCUGUAUGGAUUACUGUGUGUGGACACCACAGCCUCGGCCACUGAGAUCAGGAAAGCCUAUCGGAAGAAGGCUCUCGAUUGCCAUCCGGACAAGAAUCCAGAUAACCCGAAAGCGGCUGAAUUGUUUCAUGAACUCGCUAAAGCGUUGGAAAUCCUCUCUGAUGAAUCGGCGAGAGCAGCUUAUGACAGAGUUCUCAAUGCCCGGAAAGCGGCUGAAUUGAGGAAUCGGCAAUUGGACAGUAAAAGGAAGAAGUUGAAAGCGGAUCUCGAGGAACGGGAAAGGGCAGCCAAUAGUGCAGCAAACAAGAGGAAGUCAUACAACACUGAGGCGAAAUCUCCGGAGGAAGAGCUGAAGGAGGAGAUUGAGAGGCUGAGAAAGGAGGGCUCUCGUCUUCUGGAAGAGGAGCAGGAACUCUUGCGACAGCAGAUCCAUCAAACAUUGAAUAACUCCACACAGUGGGACUCUUCGAAGCAUCGGAUAAAGAUCAAGUGGACUGCCGCGAAAGGAGAUUCUAGCAAUGGAGGCUACAAUGAAGAGGUCUUGAGGAAGUAUCUGCAGAAAUUCGGCGAUAUUGAGGCGAUUGUGGUGUCCGGGAAGAAACCGGGCAGUGCUAUUGUUGAGUACAAAACACGAGAAGCCUCCGAAAUGGCUAUAGCGUAUGAGAAGGGCAAUCCCGAAAAUCCCCUUCGGCUGGAAUGGAUUGGAGAGCCUCCGAAAGACAAUAAAUCUGCGCCAGCUUCUGCUAACGUGACAGACAAGGAUUUUGAGGAUCUAGUGCUGCGGCAGAUGCGUCAAGCGGAGGAACGAAAGCGACUUAUAGAGCAGAUGAUGAAGGAAGAUCAAGAGGAGAGCUGAUUGAGAAAAUAGGAAAAUAGAGAAGUUGAAUUUUCACAGUGUA
Messenger RNA from Phlebotomus argentipes, 1013 nucleotides. Its product is annotated as dnaJ homolog subfamily C member 17. Gene Ontology annotation, cellular component: spliceosomal complex. NCBI's taxonomy places the organism in Eukaryota, Metazoa, Arthropoda, Insecta, Diptera, Psychodidae. Gene Ontology annotation, biological process: spliceosomal complex disassembly. Bases 83 to 970 code for a protein of 295 amino acids. The record is from RefSeq and is a predicted model, not a curated record. The transcript is spliced from 2 exons. Gene Ontology annotation, molecular function: RNA binding.